UCCUUGCUCCUGCAGAAAGAAAGUCCUCAGGAGCAAAGCGCGUCUCUCCGGCAGCGGUGGCCGUGCCGAGGAAGGGAAAUGCCCGCUAUGGGCAACUCUUUACGCGCGGCUGCCCUCCUGGCUUUCGUGGUUCUCUCUGUCCUGGUGUCACUUUUAAUCAGCAGCGUGCAGCAGUUUGGAGCGACCGUAUCACGCUUUUCCAACGCAACUGUCUCCGGUGAUGAGGAAGGGUUGGCGUCGCUCCGCGGGGCGUUGAUUUACCAGCUCAAGGAGAGGCGAAAAGAAAUGAUCCCGCUGCUUUUACCUGAUGAUGAUGAGGAUGAUGAUGGGGAAAUAAAUGGACUGUCAGAGGAAAAUCGACAUUCCCUUCAAGACUCGAUUUUGGACUACAGUUUGUGGAAUGAGAUCACACUUGGCUCCAGCAGGAACGCGCAUCUGGAUCAAAUGGGCUGCGAGUCUCUGGUGAACAUGCGGGCUCUGGAGGUGCUGGGAUCUGGAUACACCAAGCUGGUUGUCAAAGUUAGUCUGGUUGGAGGACAGCCCGUGGCGUUAAAACUCGUCAACGAGCAGGGCAUCGACAUGGGCAAGUGUUUGGAGGAGUUUAGGGACCCGCAGGGCUGCCGAGAGCUGGUUUCCUACAAGCUGAGGAAAGAAAUGGUCCUGUUGCAGAAGCUGCGCCAUCCAAACGUCAUAGAGCUCAUGGGUCACUGUGCAGGAGUCCAGGGAGGAAGAGGGAUAGAGGGAGGAAGAGUUGCAGUCAUUCUGGAGCAGGGAAAUCCUCUCCAGAUGAUCCAGCUGCUCCAGAGCCCCUGGGAGGACAGAUUCAGGGUGUGUCUUGACCUGGUCAGGCUCCUGCACUUCCUCUCCCGGUCUCCUCUGGGCUCCGUGGGGCUCCUGGACUUCCAGCCGCGGCAGUUCGUCACCGUGUCUGGCGAGCUGAAGCUCACGGACCUGGACGACGUCAGCACGGAGGAGACGGCCUGCCAGGCGGACGCAGACUGCACUCUCCAGUUCCCCCACAGAAACUUUACCCUGCCCUGCACGUCCCGGGGCUCCUGCGAUGGACUGAACGAGAAGAGGAAUAUUUACAAUGCUUACAGGUAUUUCUUCACCUACCUGCUGCCUCACCAGGCCCCGCCUGGCCUCACACACCUGGUAGACCGCAUCAUGAACACAACAGGGGAGCUGAAAGCGAACAUCAAUCAGACUCUGGAGGCCUUUGAACAUAUUCUCGUGCUAUACAAGUCGGGCCUACACCUGGACAACCUGCCUGCAUUAAUAAUCAGAGAUUACAGUGUGAUGCGCGGCAUGGGGACCUCUGAGAACGUGGAGUACCGCUGCUGGCCGUCGUACAGCCAGCAGGGCUGCGUGCUGUCGGUCCACAGCGCCAGAGAGGCCGCGUACAUCUGCAACACCCACUCCCAGUGCACCAGCUUCACUCUGACGGGGAAGAAAACGUGGACGGGCCGCCUUCUCGCCUCUUUCAGGAGCAGCUUUAGUCACCUGGUGCCUGAUGAGACAUCAGAAGUUUAUGUGAAGAAAACCAAAGUUCCUGAAGCUCCUUCAUUGUGACUUCUAGAAGUAUGAAUCCACAUUUGAUCUGAAGUUACUAGGGGAUUGGAACGAGAUCCAAAACACGGCUCGGCGGCUGAAAGUAAAGCAGAAGUGUUGCGACUGUGAAGGGAACCGUGCACUCGUGGAGAACAUGUUGAGCGCAGCUCAGCUUGUGAUGAGAGGCAGCGUGCGGAGCGUCCAGCUUGUUUGAAGUGUGCAACUGAAUGUGAUGUAUUUAAACGGCUUCUGCUCGGCGACUGUUUGAUCUGCCUGCCAACUCGCUGCCUCCGCCAACUACUAUUUAAAGGGAUUUCCCUUCAGGUACAAUUAAGGAGGGAGAGUCUUGUGCCCUCGACAAGAUGUUUUUUUUCCUCUUUACCUUGCCUCCGUGCACCAUGAGUGUUGACUUUCAUCGCGAGGCCAUGUCCCCAUAGACAGAUUUUUAAACCUGAGCAAGCAAUAAGAGCAGUCGCCACAGUUCAGUGUUUGAAGCCCGAGGACGAGAACAGAAAACAAGCUCUUAUACAAAUACACUUUGAUGUUAAUGUGGUGAAGUUGGGACUGUUUUUUUCAUGGUUCUCUGACUGAAACCGCAGUGUGGUAUGUGAUGGCAACAACCAUAGAAGCAUUUACACAUCAACAUGAGGCAAAGAUCAUUAAAACCAUUCCAGUUUUUAACAUAGUUUUUGUAUUCUUAGCUUUUUUGUUUAGGUCAUAAAUAUUUAUGUGAUGAUCAAAUGAAAUGUAAUUGUUCUUAUAUGUUUGUGCAUUAUGGCUUAUGUGCACCUUGUGGGUGAAACUUUUAUUUUCAAUGAAAAAUUUUUCACUUAAGUGUUUUUUUUAUACUUCACUUGUAACUGUACAGUUUGCAUAAACUUAAUGUUUCUACUUGUGA
This is a messenger RNA of Cololabis saira (Pacific saury), 2449 nucleotides long. It is a transcript of the gene pkdccb, whose product is annotated as protein kinase domain containing, cytoplasmic b. NCBI's taxonomy places the organism in Eukaryota, Metazoa, Chordata, Actinopteri, Beloniformes, Belonidae. Gene Ontology annotation, molecular function: non-membrane spanning protein tyrosine kinase activity; ATP binding. The record is from RefSeq and is a predicted model, not a curated record. The transcript has 7 exons. Gene Ontology annotation, biological process: protein phosphorylation. Bases 79 to 1572 code for a protein of 497 amino acids.